Branchiostoma floridae (Florida lancelet) is the source of this 1736-nucleotide messenger RNA. RefSeq lists its product as uncharacterized. The record is from RefSeq and is a predicted model, not a curated record. Gene Ontology annotation, biological process: cobalamin transport. NCBI's taxonomy places the organism in Eukaryota, Metazoa, Chordata, Leptocardii, Amphioxiformes, Branchiostomatidae. The coding region runs from base 932 to 1369 and encodes 145 amino acids. Gene Ontology annotation, molecular function: cobalamin binding. The transcript has 4 exons.
CCCGUUGUGUCAGCAGUAUGCAGGAUAUAGGAACAAUGUCGGAUUUAUAAUGUACGCCUUCUUAGAAUACUGGUCUAUGUAUUUCCUUGACAGCAAGCGGUAUGAACCCGCCACCCAGUCAAAGGGUUGGGAGCAUGCCAAAUCACCCUGACGUGACGCUGAAGAACAAGUUGGGGUAGCUGUGGUUGACAAAUGUACGCUGCUUUCGAAAUUAUUCCUAACAAGCUAUAUUCACUUCAAAUCACCCGAUUGAAGGUCUCGUAUCAGCCAUACGAUAAUUCACAUCAUUCACCCGGACUCCAAGAACUAUUCAUAUAAGUCACUAAUGGAGAUCCGAAUCAAAUCAAACCAAAUCAAUAAACCAAACCAUAUGUAGGCUACACAGUAAGAUGUGCCCUUCCUUACUUAAAGGUCAGUAAUGUUCGUAACGGCAAAGACUCUGAGCGAGAGCAGGAAGAGGAACCUCAGAGCAGUGUUCUGAGAAGGAAAUAACCCUUCUGGCAGAUCAUUGGCUUCUCUCCAGACUGCAUUACGUCAUACGUCAGACAUGUCUUUAUAGACCAAAAUACGCCUACAACUUUGAAUGAGAAUGAGAGAGUCAAAUGUCUUCGAAAAGUUAAAAUCAUAGCAUCUUCCAAUGCUGAUGAUGGUUCAAGUAUACGCCACACUUCAAGUGGGGCCCUGAAAAAGCUAGUAGUGGACUUCCACCCGAAAGUCUGUGUAAAGAUUAAAGACAUUCAUACAAAUCAUACUUUUUUGUUCACUGACCAACUUAAGUUUUCUUCCAAAUGUCACUCCUGGGGCCGCAUGAAAACAAUGGGGAAUGAGAGGGCGGGGCAUAACUUUUUAGAUAUAUAUAUAUAUGUCUCGCUAAGGAACGAGCUGCAGAAUUCUUUAGCUACUUCUUCACGCAGCACUCCUGUAUCUGACGAUGAUGUUGAAGUUUUCGAUCCUCGUGGCUUGCCUGCUGGUGGCCAGUUUGUACCGUGAAGUACAGAGUGAUGACAGCAGUGAGAGCAGCGAAGAGAGUACCAUCCCAGCAAACGUUACCAUGAAGAUAGAGAACAGCCUGGACUCCAGCUGGCCGUCUGCUGAGUACGUCGUUUCAGUUCCUGUGGGGACCUCAGUCUACGAAAUGAUGGUGGCGGCCAAAGAACAGUUCGAUGACUUCACAUUCGAGGCCACCUACUUCCGUCAGUACGGCGGACACUUCAUCGACUCCAUCAAUGACCUCGCCGGUAGCUCCGCCGACCAGACCUUCUGGCGUUUUGAGAACGGUUACGGUGUGGCUUUCGACCGCGGUGUGGACUUGAUCUUGGUGCACGCCAACGAUGACGUCAUUGUCUUCAGCUUCGCCUCCUGGGCUUAAGGGCAUCAGUAGUAGUUGUCGCCAAUAUUGGCCAAUCAAUAUCAUGGUCAACGUGCUACCUAAACAUGCAGAGGUACCAUGUAGAAAACGUUUUCCGCAGUUUAAAUCUGAAGUAUACGUACCACUUUGCCUUUCAUCGGGACCACUGCUAGUAUCAUUCCAUAUUGCUAAGAUAUUGUGUUGGCUUUGUAUGCGUCAAUAUGAACCUGUUUACCUAUUUCUGAAACGUUUAGUUGAUUUGAACUUUUAUAUUCUUAGUACAUGAUAUAGUCCUACUGCAAAAAUUCGUAUAAAGGAUUAGAAGUUUUGGACGUGCUCUCGAUGGAAAAUUAGACUUCGACUUCUAGAUAAAGAUAUCGACGUGUUC